Xenopus laevis (African clawed frog) is the source of this 2088-nucleotide messenger RNA. RefSeq names its product adenosine A2a receptor S homeolog (gene adora2a.S). Lineage: Eukaryota; Metazoa; Chordata; Amphibia; Anura; Pipidae. Bases 563 to 1726 code for a protein of 387 amino acids. The record is from RefSeq and is a predicted model, not a curated record. Gene Ontology annotation, biological process: signal transduction; G protein-coupled adenosine receptor signaling pathway; G protein-coupled receptor signaling pathway. Gene Ontology annotation, cellular component: membrane; synapse; plasma membrane. The transcript has 3 exons. Gene Ontology annotation, molecular function: G protein-coupled adenosine receptor activity; G protein-coupled receptor activity.
GAGAGCCGGUUGGAUAAACAGUGAGAGAGAGUGUAUGUGUGAGAGAGAUAUGAAUGGGAAAGAGUGUAUGGCAGAGAUAAGGCUGGAGGGAAAGUACUGCGGAACCACACAGAGAACCUAAUGGUGAGACACACACACAGAGCGACUGUCUCAGUUCGAGAGACAAGACGUGGGUCAGUUGGAGAGAGUACAUGUCUGUUAGAAGAGGGACAGAGGACUGUUAGUGUGUUACACACAGGAGGGAGGGAGAAGAAAGAGGAGGGGGAGUCUCGGAGUGGGAGAGCGGUUCCCUCACUCACAGACACAAAGCUGCGAGACUGACUGAAGCGGCACAGAGCGAGUGGGAGAGACUGUACUUGUAGCAGAAACUGCUUCAGAGAAGAACUUUACUUAUACAGAGGGAAACCUAUUGAGAGGCCAAUAAAACACAGCACAAGAGAACAUUGCGGAUCAAGGUCUUUGUGGUUGAGCCCAUUGCAUACAUCUCAACAGUGACACGUGUCUGAAUUGCCGCUAUGACCACUGAAGCGCCCCCACAUUCUUACCCCAAACCACCAUUACCAUGGUAACGGUGUCAAAUCAAAAGGACCCAGAGGACCUGGUUUAUAUAGUCCUUGAGGUGGCUAUUGCUAUUCUCUCCAUUCUUGGCAACGUGUUGGUGUGCUGGGCCGUGUGCAUCAACAGCAACCUUCAAAACGCCACCAAUUAUUUUGUGGUUUCGCUGGCAGCUGCAGACAUUGCUGUGGGAGUUCUUGCCAUCCCUUUUUCCAUUGCCAUUAGUACCGGAUUUUGUGCAACAUUUCAUGCUUGUCUGUUUAUUGCCUGUUUUGUUUUGGUGCUGACACAGAGUUCCAUCUUCAGCUUACUUGCAAUUGCUGCUGAUCGCUACAUUGCCAUCCGAAUCCCUCUUAGAUAUAACAGCUUGGUGACCAGUAGGAGAGCGAAUGUUAUUAUUGCAGUUUGUUGGCUGCUGUCCUUUGUUAUUGGACUUACUCCCAUGCUGGGUUGGCACAAAGAGGUUCCUCCAUCUGGAAACACAACUUGCCGCUCUCCUAUGAUAGAGUGCCUUUUUGAAAAUGUGGUAACCAUGGAUUAUAUGGUAUUUUAUAAUUUCUUUGCCUGUGUAUUGGUACCGUUAUUGCUGAUGCUUGGCAUCUACCUGCGAAUUUUUAUGGCAGCAAGACAUCAACUAAAGCAGAUGAAAAUGAAAGCGACAUAUGGAGAACGCUCCCGUUCCACGCUGCAGCGGGAGGUCCAUGCUGCCAAGUCUCUGGCGAUCAUUGUGGGGCUAUUUGCUUUGUGUUGGCUGCCGUUACACAUCAUCAACUGUUUCACCCUGUUUUGUAAAGCCUGUGACCGUCCACCACUCUGGAUUAUGUACAUUGCUAUCCUACUUUCCCAUGCUAACUCUGUGGUGAAUCCACUCAUCUAUGCAUAUCGCAUCCGCGAGUUCCGCCACACUUUUAGAAAGAUCAUUCGUCAGCAUUUGUUUGGUCAGGGGCAACCUUUGAAGACUAGGACAGCCAGUGCAAAAUCAUUGACAUAUUAUGGAGUAGAUGAGGAGACAGGGAUCACCCAAAUUCGUUCCAAUAGCUGCAUUCUGGGUACUCACACCAAUGGAAGCGUUUGUAAAUUAAAGGAGGAGAACCGUCAAAAUGGGUGCCCACCACAACACCAGGAGAAAAGGACAGAGAGUUAUAGAUGUUCUGGUCAAAAAAGGAGAUGAUGGAGAUAUCCUAACUGGGGUAACUCUCGGAAACCUCAAACCGACCCUUUGACUUUGCCUCUGGCCUGAGAUUUGAGGGUGUUUAGCUCUCUUUAUAGACUUGGUUCAAACAGAUAAAUGUUGUUUGAGAGUUUUUAAACUCAAUUUAUUUAUAAAGCUGAAUUUUACAAGUCAUUAUGUUUUAUCCAGAAGACUUGUCACUGUGUUCCAAAUGAGGCAGGUAUGAGCCUAACAGAAUUCCUGUAUCACAUAUUGGACCUGGUGCUGAACUCUCUGAUUUGUUUUAUUGUUUCUUUUCCCCACACUGUAUACUUGUUUUUUAAUAUUGUGUAUUAAAUAUGUGCUCCAGGGAGCUACCUCUA